Molecule: messenger RNA, 1281 nt
Organism: Closterium sp. Naga37s-1
Lineage: Eukaryota; Viridiplantae; Streptophyta; Zygnematophyceae; Desmidiales; Closteriaceae
Source: the annotation of a GenBank genome assembly
AUGGAUGAAGCUCGUGCGGCGAUCUACUUGGGAAUUGCGGCGAACGAGCGUGCGUGGCGAGUGUGGGACUUGGGCGACAAGUGCGUCGUCACGUCUCGGGACGUGGUCUUCGAUGAAGACAAGUUCCCGUCGAAGGAGAAACCCACUCAACAACUCACCUUCAUCUUCCCGCCACGAGAGGAGGUUGAAGAGAGUGAGACUCCACCUCAAGUGGAGAAGGAAGCCGAUGGAGGGGGAGCGAACAACGAGGAGAGCAUUGAUGAUGUCGUGGAGGUGUCACCAACCGAGGCGGCAACUACCUCCACACCUUCCUCCCUACCAUUGGCCUUGACCCGCGAGCGUCGUGAGGUUCGUCCUCCCUCCAAGUACAACGACUACGCUACGGUAGCCGUUGGGGAGACGGAUAAGGAGGGCGCGGCAUUUUGCUUCGCAACCAAGGAAAAAGUCCCCCCCUCCGCCCGAGCACAAGUCCCCCCCUCCGCCCGAGCACAAGUCGCCCCCGCCGCCCGAGCACAAGUCUCCUCCUCCGCCGGAGAAAAAGUCCCCCCCGCCGCCCGAACACAAGUCACCCCCUCCCCCCGAGCACAAAUCACCCCCUCCACCCAAGCACAAGUCCCCUCCUCCCCCCGAGAAAAAGUCGCCCCCUCCGCCCGAGCACAAGUCGCCCCCUCCUCCCGAGCACAAGUCGCCUCCUCCCCCCGAGAAAAAGUCGCCCCCUCCCCCGAGCACAAGUCGCCUCCUCCCCCCGAGAAAAAGUCGCCCCCUCCUCCCGAGCACAAGUCGCCCCCUCCCCCCAAGCACAAGUCGCCCCCUCCGCCCAAGCACAAAUCGCCCCCUCCCCCCGAGAAAAAGUCGCCCCCUCCCCCCGAGAAAAAGUCCCCUCCUCCCCCUGAGAAAAAAUCCCCGCCCCCACCAUCUCCCUCUCCUCCGCCUCCUCCGCCUCCUCCGCCACCCUGCAAGCCGUCCAAAAAAGACCACCUUAUCAUCAUCCUCCUGAAGGGUGCAGCGGUUCUAGUACGCAAGGCACACGGCAUCCUCCCCCCUGGUAACGACGCCCAGAAGGAGGACCUGUGGGAUGUGGUGACAGCACUGGGGGAUGCGGAGGUGUUGAUCAAUGAGGGGAGGCGGGAGCUGGUGCGGGAGCAGCUGGAUAACAGUGUUGCGACUUUGGAGGUUGGGGGAGAGCUGCAGGGAGGGUGGGUGCAGGAGCAAGCUGCGGGGGGGAUGAUUGGGUUGGCUCGAGUCGAGAUAAUGAAAGCUCAGGCGCUGUUUCAGGAGUGA